This is a messenger RNA of Corylus avellana, 681 nucleotides long. The record is from RefSeq and is a predicted model, not a curated record. NCBI's taxonomy places the organism in Eukaryota, Viridiplantae, Streptophyta, Magnoliopsida, Fagales, Betulaceae.
AUGGUCUCCUCCUCCCCUUUCCCUCCCAGGCCCUCCUCAUACUCAUCAGCAAACACAACCACCACCCAAUCCACUUUCAUGUCUGUGGUGAUUUCCCCUCGACCAGUUGGAGUUGGAGUAUAUUUUAUUCAAAUAGAGGCUUUGUAUUCGACCCAUUCACUUCCACUUCCUUAUCAGUGGUUUCGGCCAGUACUACUGCUCAAUAACAAUGCUGGUGGUGAUAAUAUUGGUCUUGUAUUCGACACACUCACUUCCACUUCCUUAUCAGUGGUGCCUUGUGAUUCUGCAGCCUGUAAUCACCUUGGUUGCAACAACAGUCAGUGUCAGUACAAGGUGGACUACAUGGAUGGAUCCUUCACGAAAGGCGUGCUUGUACUCGAAAAACUCAUGUUUGGAGGCAUUGGUGUUCUGGAUGUGUUUUUUGGGUGCAUGCACUCAAAUCAUGGCUUGGUGACUAGAGCCGAUGGCCUUCGAGGUGGGCCAUUGUCAUUGCUAACUCAGCUUCGGCUACAUGGAUUGGUUGACAUCUUCAACUAUUGCUUGUCGCAAGGUAUGGUUUUUGGGUCACCAGGUUGGUUGAAUUUCAGCCUUCCAGGUGCAUUGCUACAUGCGGGAACCGCAUCCCCUUGCCCCCCAACCCAAACACACCGACCUUUUAUUAUGUCGGCCUCUUGGGCAUAG